This is a messenger RNA of Drechmeria coniospora, 1626 nucleotides long. Its product is annotated as UPF0016 domain protein. The coding region runs from base 1 to 1626 and encodes 541 amino acids. The transcript has 2 exons. Gene Ontology annotation, cellular component: Golgi apparatus; fungal-type vacuole membrane. The record is from RefSeq and is a predicted model, not a curated record. Lineage: Eukaryota; Fungi; Ascomycota; Sordariomycetes; Hypocreales; Ophiocordycipitaceae. Gene Ontology annotation, biological process: Golgi calcium ion transport; Golgi calcium ion homeostasis; manganese ion transmembrane transport. Gene Ontology annotation, molecular function: manganese ion transmembrane transporter activity; calcium ion transmembrane transporter activity.
AUGAAGCUCAAGGCCAAGUACUCGCCGCUGCUCCUGCUCCUCCCUUCGCUCACCGCCGGUCUCGUCUCCCGCGCCGUCGCGGGCAAGGGCGACGACACCGUUUCCGUCCAGUCGUCGCUCGAACCCACCGAUGGGCCUCCCGUGCCCGUCAAGGGCCGGCUCGGCCUGCCGACCAAGGAUGCGCCCGUCGACGGCAAGGACGGCAAGCCUCAUCUGGGCCCCUUUGUCGGCAACGACGGCGCGGCCAAGGACGCCGACAGCAAGGAGCGCCCCCCCCUCAAGGAUAGGCCCGAGGACCCGACGCUGGUAGACGGCAAGAAGAUACCAGAGUCCAACGACGGCGUCAUGUUCGACAAGAACCGCGAGAAGCCCCAAGGCUUCACCGGAACCGAGGGCGGCGUCUCGGAAAAGGCCAAGGCUCGCAUCGCCCAGGAGGGCAGGACGGGCGAGAAGGCGGUGACGCACCCGCCGUCGCCCAAGGAGCAGCCCCCGCUGCCGCACAGCGAGGAGCAGAAGCUGCAGACCGACGACAAGAGCAAGGUCAAGAGCAAGGACAAGGCCGACGACGACACCGACUACACCGGGCUCGACGUGCGUCCGACCCUCGUCCCAUCCGUCUCCUCCGCCUCCAGCCUCGAGCACCUUUCCGCUAACCCGAGCGAGCAGAGACCCGACGACCUCCCCGACACGCCCGGCGACAAGACGAGGACACCCCCGAAGGCGGUGCCGCCGCCCAAGGAGAAGAGCGGCAAGACCAAGGGGGCCUCGGCCGAGUCGAUCAGGAAGGCGGCCGGCACCUCCGACGAUGGCAUCAUCCAGCCCUUCCACUCCUUCCUCCUCUCGGGCACCAUGAUUCUCGUGUCGGAAAUCGGCGACAAGACAUUCCUCGUGGCCGCCCUCAUGGCCAUGAAGCACGAUCGCAUGGUCGUCUUCUCCGCCGCCUUUGGCGCGCUGCUCGUCAUGACGGUCCUGUCCGCCGUCCUCGGCCACGCCGUGCCGACGCUCAUCCCCAAGCGCCUGACGAGCUUCCUCGCCGCCGGCCUCUUCCUCGUCUUCGGCGCCAAGCUCCUCCGCGAGGGCAUGCAGAUGGAUCCCCACGAGGGCGUCGCCGCCGAGAUGCGCGAGGUCGAGCAGGAGCUCGCCGAGAAGGAAAAGGAGCUCGGUCGCACCCGGAGAGGGUCCAUCUCGCCGCACGCGCUCGAGAUGGGCCUCAACGGCCGCGGCACGAGGACAAAGGGUCGUCUCUCCUCCCCCGCCCGCUCGCCUUCGCUGUCCCCUUCGCGGAACCCCUCGCACGGCUCCGGCCCGCUCGCCAACGCAUUCCACGGCAUCGGCAACCUCUGCUCCUUUCUGCUGAGCCCCGCCUGGGUGCAAACCUUUGCCAUGACCUUCCUGGGCGAGUGGGGCGACCGGAGCCAGAUCGCCACCAUCGCCAUGGCCGCCGGCCAGGACUACUGGUGGGUGACGCUGGGCGCGUCGUGCGGCCACGCCAUCUGCACCGGCGUCGCCGUCAUCGGCGGUCGGGCCAUCGCUGGCCGCGUGAGUCUCAAAGUUGUCACCGUCGGCGGCGCCGUCGCAUUCCUUUUAUUCGCCGUCAUCUAUUUUAUCGAAGCUCUGUACGCUUAG